Mercurialis annua (annual mercury) is the source of this 582-nucleotide messenger RNA. RefSeq names its product histone deacetylase 18-like. The transcript is spliced from 4 exons. Gene Ontology annotation, molecular function: histone deacetylase activity. Bases 49 to 405 code for a protein of 118 amino acids. NCBI's taxonomy places the organism in Eukaryota, Viridiplantae, Streptophyta, Magnoliopsida, Malpighiales, Euphorbiaceae. The record is from RefSeq and is a predicted model, not a curated record. Gene Ontology annotation, cellular component: histone deacetylase complex. Gene Ontology annotation, biological process: chromatin organization.
CAUGAAUUUGGGUGUUUCUACCCUGCGAAUGAUGAUGGAUUUUAUACCAUGGUUGGAGAAGGACCAGGUGCAGGAUAUAACAUAAAUGUUCCUUGGGAGAACACAGGAUGUGGGGAUGCAGACUAUCUUGCUGUUUGGGAUCAUAUCUUGCUCCCUGUUGCUAAGGAAUUUGAUCCUGACAUGAUUAUAGUAUCUGCAGGAUUGGAUGCAGAUCCUUUAUAUAACCUUAAAAAGCCAAUUGAAUUGAGUAGUUUCUGCAAGCAGAUACUCGUGCAAAACUUGUUCAAUACACAAAUUACUCCACAUUUAAUUCUUGAAACAGCUGUUGGUGAUCCUCUUGGUGGUUGCCGAAUCACACCAUAUGGAUAUUCAGUAAUGUUAAAAAAGAUUAGAGCAGUUGAAUGAUGUUUUACUUCAGGAGAAUGUUUCAAGCUAUGAUAUGAGUUCUCCUGUGAUCGACUUGGCUUCUCUUCAGUCUGUUGUCGAUCAAGGGUCUAUCUCUUUGGAAAUUUUUAAGAAGGGUUGGUACCAUAAUGUAGUAUACCUAGGACAGGAGAAAGAUAUUCCGAUUCUCACAAUGAC